Molecule: messenger RNA, 2205 nt
Organism: Hippopotamus amphibius kiboko
Lineage: Eukaryota; Metazoa; Chordata; Mammalia; Artiodactyla; Hippopotamidae
Product: RNA-binding protein FXR1-like
Biological process (GO): regulation of dendrite morphogenesis; regulation of dendritic spine development; regulation of modification of synaptic structure
Cellular component (GO): nucleus; growth cone; neuronal cell body
Molecular function (GO): mRNA 3'-UTR binding; translation regulator activity; protein homodimerization activity
Source: RefSeq, a predicted model, not a curated record
GGAUUCAUCAAAGAUGUUCAUGAAGACUCCCUCACAGUGGUUUUUGAAAACAAUUGGCAACCAGAACGCCAGGUUCCAUUUAAUGAAGUUAGAUUACCACCACCACCUGAUAUAAAAAAAGAAAUUAGUGAAGGAGAUGAAGUAGAGGGAUACAGUUACUAAUGAAGUUUACAGAGAUGGCUGUAUAUUCAAGAGCAAAUGACCAAGAACCAUGUGGAUGGUGGUUGGCUAAAGUUCGAAUGAUGAAAGGAGAGUGUGCUAAUGAAAAUGCACAUAAAGAUUUUAAGAAAGCAGUAGGAGCGUGCAGAAUUUUUUACCAUCCAGAAACCACACAGCUAAUGAUACUGUCUGCCAGUGAAGCAACUGUGAAGAGAGUAAAUAUUUUGAGUGACAUGCAUUUGCGAAGUAUUCGUACGAAGUUGAUGCUUAUGUCCAGAAAUGAAGAGGCCACUAAGCAUUUAGAAUGCACAAAACAACUUGCAGCAGCUUUUCAUGAGGAAUUUGUUGUGAGAGAAGAUUUGAUGGGCCUGGCAAUAGGAACACAUGGUAGUAACAUACAGCAAGCUAGAAAGGUUCCUGGAGUUACAGCUAUUGAGCUAGAUGAAGAUACUGGAACAUUUAGAAUCUACGGAGAGAGUGCUGAUGCUGUAAAAAAGGCUAGAGGUUUCUUGGAAUUUGUGGAGGAUUUUAUUCAGGUUCCUAGGAAUCUUGUUGGAAAAGUAAUUGGGAAAAAUGGCAAAGUUAUUCAAGAAAUAGUAGACAAAUCUGGUGUGGUUCGGGUCAGAAUUGAAGGAGACAAUGAAAAUAAACUACCUAGAGAAGAUGGGAUGGUUCCGUUUGUAUUUGUUGGCACUAAAGAAAGCAUUGGAAAUGUGCAAGUUCUUUUAGAGUAUCAUAUUGCUUAUCUAAAGGAAGUAGAACAGCUAAGAAUGGAACGCCUACAGAUUGAUGAACAGCUGCGACAGAUCGGUUCUAGGUCUUAUAGUGGAAGAGGCAGAGGUCGUCGGGGCCCUAAUUACACCUCCGGUUAUGGUACAAACUCUGAGCUGUCUAACCCAUCUGAAACUGAAUCUGAGCGUAAAGACGAGUUGAGUGAUUGGUCAUUGGCAGGAGAAGAUGACCGAGAGAGCCGGCAUCAGCGUGACAGCAGGAGACGCCCAGGAGGAAGAGGCAGAAGUGUUUCAGGGGGUCGAGGUCGUGGUGGACCACGUGGUGGCAAAUCUUCCAUCAGUUCUGUGCUCAAAGAUCCAGACAGCAAUCCAUACAGCUUACUUGAUAAUACAGAAUCAGAUCAGACUGCAGACACUGAUGCCAGCGAAUCUCAUCACAGUACUAACCGUCGUAGGCGGUCUCGUAGACGAAGGACUGAUGAAGAUGCUGUUCUGAUGGAUGGGAUGACUGAGUCUGAUACAGCUUCAGUUAAUGAAAAUGGGCUAGUCACAGUUGCAGAUUAUAUUUCUAGAGCUGAGUCUCAGAGCAGACAAAGAAACCUCCCAAGGGAAACUUUGGCUAAAAACAAGAAAGAAAUGGCAAAAGAUGUGAUUGAAGAGCAUGGUCCUUCAGAAAAGGCAAUAAAUGGCCCAACUAGUGCUUCUGGCGAUGAAAUUUCUAAGCUGCAGCGUACUCCAGGAGAAGAAAAGAUUAAUACCUUAAAAGAAGAAAAUACUCAAGAAGCAGCAGUCCUGAAUGGUGUUUCAUAAACUGAAGAAGUUCCUAGUUUACAGUUCUUUUACAUUACAUUUUACAAUAGUGCUUGUACAAGCUUGCCAAAGAUAGAAUAUGGAUCGCCAGUCUUUACAUCGCACUUUCAGUUCCUCCAUUUGGAAUUCAGAAAGGGGAGGGAUCCUGAAGAAAUCAUAUGUUAAACAUACUUUGACACCUACUGUGUUAUAAAAUAUAUCAUCAGAUGUGCCUUGAGAAUAGUAUAUGUAACAUUAAAAAAAGUUGCUGGCUAAAAAAAAAAAAAAAAAAAAAAAAGAAGGAUCACUAAAAGAAUUGUGGCAGGGCUGACUCACAUGACAGCUGUGGAUUGAGCAAAACUUCUUGAAAGGGCUAUCUUAUCCUGAAGGUUAUGACUUUGAAGGAAUUAAAGGUAAUUGGCAGUGGAAAGAAUCAGAACAUGUGAGAUUCCUUAAAAAUUUAUUAACUUAAAUAAUUUUGCCUAUGUUACAUAUUGAAAAAGAAAAAAAAAACUUUAAACAAACA